UGCGUAGUAUAAUCGUACGUCGUAAUUUCCUGUUCUUUUACACGCGGUAGUGGCUGGCGAGAUAAAUCCGUUGGUCUUGCUCCCUAAAGAAAUGCCAAACAAUUUUAUUAAACUGUAUGAAACUAAUUUAAUUAGUAGUGAUUUAUGAAAGAGUAAGGUGGUGCCGCCAAUUAAAAGGAAUAACAUGGCACAAUGUGAUCUCUCCCUAUCAUAUCCUUCCUGCAAGACUGAGUCGCGCUACUGCAAAUUCGCCUACUCGUGGUGCCCGACCUGUGAUAAAGAUUCGCCUCGUCGACGAUCGAAGAGCGAGACGAACGAGCCAUGUCGACGGAAGGGGCGCGAGAUGAAGGGCACGUCGAAACGGUGCGACUGGAAUCAGGAAUGCGAAAAUAUGGAGCUGGAGUACGAGCCGAAGGAUAUAAGAUACGAGAUAUGCCGCGUUAGGUCCAAUCUAUGCGAGCUUCCCACCACGUACAUCACGAACAAUUGUCAAACGAUCAAAUUGUCAAAUGCCGAUUUCGUCGAUAUCACGGAGAAAGGCCUGAAAUGUCUAGAGAACACGUUCAAGUCGAAUGAUUGCGGCGGCCACUUUCCAAAUUACGGUAGCAUGAACGACAAAUCCGAUCGCCUAACGAAGCUCUUCCCGAAAAUCGAAGAGACCACGAAAAAUAUCAACUCGAUCGUCGUCAAACUGAACCCGAAAUUAGAAUCGUUAAAGCCUCACUUUACCAGCGCCAUACCAAAGGACGUCAAGCGAGACACUGCCAUAAACCACCACCAUCAUUACAGUAGCUUUAGUCCGAAGAAUAACGAAUUAGCCAACGCCGAGAUUAGAAAUAAACAGUACGCCGUUUACAAUUGCGAAAGGUCGAGGUGUUACGACGCGGCGGCGGCGAAAUUCCAGCCGAUGUGUUCAAACGUAAGUGCCGACAGUAGACUUGACGAAGCUAGAUGUUAUGAUACGUACACAGCCUUCGAUCGAAAAAUCGACGUGGGGCGUUUAAAGCAAUGUUACGCUCUCGAAGUCGAAUUGCUCAAGGAGAAGCUGAAGGAACUAAAAAAUACCACCAGUGAUUCGCCUACAGAUAGCAAAGAUGUUCAUUUUAAUAAUAGCGAAACGAUUAGAAAAGAUUCCAAGAGUAGUGUUAAGGUGUCAAUUAAGACCAAGGUGAAAAAUUUGGGCGCGAAACCGAAGAAAAAAAGCAAAGGGUUUUCCUCAUCCACCGACAUGUCCAUUAGUAAUAUUAGCGAUUCCGAAGAUAGCGAUUUGGAGACUUUGGAAGAUAACGAGGACGUGCUCGAUCAGUCUUCGUCAUCUGCGUAUAAUUCGAAUAUUCAUAAAGGGGGAGGUGACUUUGUCAAUUGGCCGAUUAGAGAGAGUCUAUUUCCUUUCGUACCACCUUACAUAACGUUCACCUCUCACGCGAAAAGCGCGAAACAAUUGCCAUCGGCGUCUCGUCACCUAAAAUGGAAAUUAAGCACAAUAACGCCGAUCCUUAUACGAAAAACACUGACCAACUCUGGAUUUCGAAUGGUGCGAAGUGAGUGCUUUACAGAAUCGAACGACUGGAUGGGCACGUGGGGCAAGCACAUGAAAUCGCCGAUGUUUAAGACGCUGAAGGAGACCCAAAAGCUAAAUCACUUUCCCGGAACGUUUCAGCUCGGUCGAAAGGAUAGGCUCUGGCGCAACUUCCAGAAGUGCAUUCACAUGUACGGUUAUAAGGAAUUCGGAUUUAUACCGCGGACGUACGUAUUACCGCAAGAUUUAAAGUUACUAAGGCAGCAGUGGCAGCACAAGAAUGGAGAAGGUGAUGAAAAGUACAUUAUAAAACCUCCCGCCUCAGCGAGGGGCACAGGCAUUAAAGUCAUCAACCGUUGGACUCAGCUUCCCAAGAGGAUGUCUUUGGUCGUACAAGAGUACAUCGCAAAUCCCUACCUAAUAAAUCGCAGCAAAUUCGACUUGCGACUGUACGUCUUGGUGACGAGCUUCGAUCCCUUACGCAUCUACUUAUACCCCGACGGCUUGGUGAGGUUUGCUAGUGUGCCGUACAGUGUCGAUUCGAAGGAUUUGAAGGAUAGGUACAUGCAUUUAACGAAUUAUAGUAUUAACAAACUAUCCAGCCAAUAUACCGCCAACGAGGACGCGAACGCGUGCAAGGGUCACAAAUGGACCUUGUCGACGUUGUGGGAGUACAUGGAAAAGAAGGGCGUAAAUACGAAACGAUUGUGGAAAAAUUUGCAGGAACUUGUCAUUAAAACUAUCAUCACCGCCGAAUCUACAAUCGUUCCGUUGUGUAGGGAAAAUAUGAAUAGUCGAUAUAGCUGUUACGAAUUGUUUGGGGUGGAUGUGUUGUUAGACGAACAGCUUAAGACUUGGCUAUUAGAGGUUAACAUAUCGCCAAGUUUACAUAGCCAAUCGCCUUUAGAUGAGUACGUUAAAGGACCGAUGAUACAGUCGAUGUUCAACUUGGUACAGUUCCACCUGCCGAAGAAAUUGGGACGUUUAAAUCAGGGGACGCCCCUAUGCUACGAUCCGCGAUUGUACUCGACCUCGCUAACGAAAAAGGAAGCCAACAAGCAGGAGUACUUUUGCCAGUCGAUCUCUAGACAAGAGUAUGCCGAGGCGAUUCUAGAGAAUUUGACCGGCGAUGACGUGCGCCAUCUGACCAAGGCGGAGGAUGAACUCACGGUUGUCGGCAAUUUCGAGAGAAUCUUCCCGACAUCGCAAACGCACAGGUACCUCGAUUUUUUGGAGGUGCGCUACUACAAUCGCUUGUUUGAUGCUUGGGAGUGCAAGUAUGAGGGACGAAGGCAGAAAGGUAUCCAAGUAUUGCAGAUGUUGUGCCAGCAGAAAAUGCACUUGAAGGUGGCGCCGCCUAACGUCAUCGACAAGAAUUUGCUGAAUUCGAACCCUUCGGCGCAGAAUGGGACAGAGGGCGGCGAUCUUCCGAUGACGAUAACCAGUUCGGCUCUUCCAGAAACGCCAGUUCCAAUUAAGUAACGGUUAAGAUCGUUCGAGAGAGCUCUCCAUGGAUAGAAUAUUCGAAAGGUGUACGGUUAAUUUGCUCGCGUUCUCGUCAAAUGUCGAUGGGAAAACAUGAAUUGUGCAUUAGAACUCCAAUUCCAUAAGACUGCCGUGUGUGUGCGUGUGUGCCGUCUGAAUGAAGUUUUUCCUUUUGAUUUAUGACCAUUUGCUAUUAAUUGUACAUCUUUGGAAUUUUGUGCUCGUUCAUUUGUCGCAACUCGCUUACACUUUUUGUAUCUGGUAUGUGUAUGAUGAACGUGUUAACGUUUUCUUAAUUUAAUUUUCACUUUAGCUCUACAAUAAUUAAAAUAUUUAUUAUUUUUUUAAUUAUGUGUUGAAUCAAAUUUUAAUAAAUGCAAUUAAUUUUUGUACAA
Photinus pyralis (common eastern firefly) is the source of this 3399-nucleotide messenger RNA. RefSeq names its product tubulin polyglutamylase TTLL4-like. Gene Ontology annotation, biological process: protein polyglutamylation; microtubule cytoskeleton organization. Gene Ontology annotation, molecular function: tubulin-glutamic acid ligase activity; tubulin binding. NCBI's taxonomy places the organism in Eukaryota, Metazoa, Arthropoda, Insecta, Coleoptera, Lampyridae. Gene Ontology annotation, cellular component: cilium. The coding region runs from base 185 to 3001 and encodes 938 amino acids. The record is from RefSeq and is a predicted model, not a curated record. The transcript has 15 exons.